CGGCCCGGAGGAGGGUGGGUCUCCCCGGAGCGGAGCGCUGGAGUCCUCGUAGUCCUCCUCGUCCUCCUCCAGCCUCCCGGGCUCCCGCCGCCCGCCAGACUCCUCCCCCUGCCGCGCCCCACGCGCUCGGAGCCUCUUAGACGACCGCGCCGGGCGCCCGGCGGCCGGAGCCAGCGCGGCAAGGAACCGGGAGCCCGCGGGGCGGCGGAGCGCUCGCGGUGCAGCUACUAACCUGGUGAAUGCUGUUCCCUUUAGCCUCCCCAGCAGUGUAGAGUCAGCUCUUGAAGUUUCCCAGUCUAAGGGAUUCUUCUUAAUCCUGUGGAGAAAACUACGACACAAGAUGGCUGCAAAUAAGCCCAAGGGUCAGAAUUCUUUGGCCUUACACAAAGUGAUCAUGGUGGGCAGUGGCGGUGUGGGCAAGUCUGCGCUGACUCUGCAGUUCAUGUAUGAUGAGUUCGUGGAGGACUACGAGCCCACCAAAGCAGACAGCUACCGGAAAAAGGUGGUACUGGAUGGGGAGGAAGUGCAGAUCGACAUUCUAGACACCGCGGGGCAGGAGGACUAUGCCGCUAUUAGAGACAACUACUUCCGAAGUGGAGAAGGCUUCCUCUGCGUCUUCUCCAUUACGGAGAUGGAAUCCUUUGCGGCCACAGCCGACUUCAGGGAGCAGAUUUUAAGAGUAAAAGAAGAUGAGAAUGUCCCAUUUCUACUGGUUGGUAACAAAUCAGAUCUAGAAGAUAAAAGGCAGGUUUCUGUAGAAGAGGCCAAAAACAGAGCAGACCAGUGGAACGUAAACUAUGUGGAAACAUCUGCUAAAACCCGAGCUAAUGUUGACAAGGUAUUUUUUGAUUUGAUGAGGGAAAUUCGAGCCAGAAAGAUGGAAGACAGCAAAGAAAAGAAUGGAAAAAAGAAGAGGAAAAGUUUAGCCAAGAGAAUCAGAGAAAGAUGCUGCAUUUUAUAAUCAAAGCCCAAACUUCUUUCUUAUCUUGACCAUACUAAUAAAUAUAAUUUAUAAGCAUUGCCAUUGAAGGCUCAAUUGACUGAAAUUACUUUAACAUUUUGGAAAUUGUUAUGUAUCACCAAAAGCAUGAAUUGGAACUGCACUGAAAGUCAAAUUCACUUAAAAAAGAAAUUAAUGUGGCUUCAAGAAGCAGAGUUCAACUCCUUUCAUAAUUGCCUCCAUUUCUCACAAUCCUGAAUGUAGCGUGAGCUCGUGUCUUGGCAGUCCUUCUUGAACUGUUAAAUAAAGAGGUGAGAUGGGUGGGGGCUGGGAGGAAAGGCCACUUCCUGGGGUGUUUAUGACAAAGCUUAAAUUUUAUAUCAUUUAAAAUGUCUUGGUCUUCUGCUGCCUUGAAAAAUGACAAUUGUGAAUAUGAUAGUUGAACUGUCACUUUUAUUGUUAUGCAAAAUAUAGAGGAAAAAGUUACUGGCAUGGUUGUUGCAUAUUGUUAAACUGAGAGUAAUUCUUCUGUGAGUGUGCAUUAAUUACCUGGUGAUUAGCUGAGAAAAGCGGUGUGAACUUGUAAGCAGAGGUUUUUGAAUAUGCCUUAAUUUAGAUACUGAAAACCCCCAUUGCAGUGGUGUGGGCAUCCCUGCACACUGUCCUGGUGACAGAGCUUAUCUUCCUGCCAAGACAGACUGCAUCUUCUGUUGAUAGAUUCUGGAGAAAUUACCGUCUGCCAGGAGUCUGUCCAAGCUGAAAAUGUGUGCCAUACUCUGGAUCUUGAAGACCAAGUUUCGGAGCACCUGAUUCGUUUAGUAAGCUAGAAGGUAGUUUAAAAUAAAGGGCCAGCAGAUGUUCGUAAGAUACAUUUUGGCUACAAAGGUUUUGCCCUGUUCUGUUUGGGGAACUCAAUUUUCCCUGGAAGUCACUUGUGCAGUGUUAGGGUUUUGUCUCCAGCAGCCGGGCCCAGGAGGAAAGGCCUGCCUGAUGCAGUGUGCACUGGGACCCUGAGGAGGCCCUGUGCUUGCCCACUGCUCCUCCAGUUUGGCUCCUGAGACUUAGAAGCAUGGGAGGUCUGUUCACAUUCACAGUGAACAACACUGUAGCUGCUUUCCUAAGGUCAGCAUCAAGCAGUCAAACCCAAGAAUCAGUGCAGAAGGCAUGUUUGGCCCACACAGACUGGACCUUAAGCUGUCCCCGUGGUGUGGCAUUCCCCUUGGAAGAAUUCCAGCACUUUAUUUGGGAAUAUAAUUUCAACAGGUCAGAGGUGUGUUCAGGCAUUCUGGGUAACAGAUAUGUAUGUAAAGUUGAUCAAAAAUAGGCUAUUUAGGCUCUCAGCUGUAGAUAUCCUGUACAGCUUGUCACAUGAAAUAUUUGUCCUUAAAGGGUUUGAGAUGUGCAUCUUUCAUGUCACCAUUUUCCCAGGCUAAGCCAUGUGCAGGAGCAGCUUUGCGAGCGAGCAAGCGUGUGGGCGUGCGAGCGUGGCCUGCAGGCCCAGCAGCCUCCAUUGUACACAUUGCAGACUGGAAGCAGGGGCCCUAACCACUAAUGUGUGUCUUUGCUUUGAGACCUUUCCUCUCCUGGGUACUGAGGUGCUAUGAAGCCAACUGACAAAGACGCAUCCUAUGUCUUAGGCUGAUGCCACUACCCAAUUUCCUUUGCAAUUUGAGCCAUUUAAAGAACAAUAAACAUCCUUUUUUAAAAAACAAAAAAAUA
This is a messenger RNA of Perognathus longimembris pacificus (Pacific pocket mouse), 2659 nucleotides long. It is a transcript of the gene Rala, whose product is annotated as RAS like proto-oncogene A. NCBI's taxonomy places the organism in Eukaryota, Metazoa, Chordata, Mammalia, Rodentia, Heteromyidae. The transcript has 6 exons. Bases 341 to 961 code for a protein of 206 amino acids. Gene Ontology annotation, molecular function: GTP binding; GDP binding; GTPase activity. Gene Ontology annotation, cellular component: plasma membrane. Gene Ontology annotation, biological process: Ras protein signal transduction; regulation of exocytosis. The record is from RefSeq and is a predicted model, not a curated record.